AUGGCGGAUUUCCUGCCGUCGCGCUCCGUGCUUAAAGUUUGCCUUCCCGUGUGUCUACUCAACAGCGGCGAGGUGGAGCAGGUCCGCCGCUCCAAGGAGAUCGACCGGCGGCUCUCCCGAGAGAAAACCUAUGUCAAGCGCCUGGUAAAGAUACUGCUACUCGGUGCGGGCGAGAGCGGCAAGUCGACGUUCCUCAAACAAAUGCGGAUCAUCCACGGCCAGGACUUCGAUCAAACCGCCCGCGAGGACUUCCGUGCAACCAUUUAUAGCAACGUUAUUAAAGGCAUACGUGUGCUGGUGGACGCCCGUGAGAAACUGCACAUCCCAUGGGGGAACCCGAGCAACCAGCAGCUCGGCGACAAGCUGAUGGCGUUCGACACGCGUUCGGCCAAGAUGGCGCGCGGGCUGCUGGAGACGUCGGUUUUCCUGCAGUACCUGCCCGCCAUCAAAGCCCUGUGGGCCGACACCGGCAUCCAGCAUGCCUACGACCGCCGUCGCGAGUUUCAAUUGGGCGAGUCCGUCAAGUAUUUCUUAGAUAAUCUGGAUAAGCUUGGCGAGCCAAAUUACCUGCCGAGUCAGCAGGACAUCCUGCUGGCACGAAAGCCCACCAAGGGAGUCCACGAGUACGACUUUGAGCUAAAGAACGUCCCCUUCAAGAUGGUGGAUGUGGGCGGCCAGCGGUCCGAGCGACGGCGCUGGUUUGAAUGUUUCGACUCUGUCACCUCCAUCCUCUUCCUCGUAUCUUCCUCCGAGUACGACCAGGUUCUGAUGGAGGAUCGCCAGACCAACCGGUUGUGUGAGUCGCUCAACAUCUUCGAGACCAUCGUCAACAACCGCGUGUUCGCCAACGUCUCCAUCAUCCUCUUCCUCAACAAAACGGACCUGCUGGAGGAGAAAGUGAAGAGCGUGCCUCUCAAGGACUACUUCUCCGACUACAAAGGGCCGGAGCACAGUCUGCCCGACGUGCAGGCCUUCUUGGUGGAGCGCUUUCGAGCCAAGCGACGUGACGCCACCCAGAAGCCGCUUUACCACCACUUCACCACCGCCAUCAACACGGAGAACAUCCGACUGGUGUUCCGGGAUGUCAAGGACACGAUUCUUCAUGACAACCUCAAGCAGCUCAUGCUCCAAUGACCCUUGUGUGUAACCUUUAAAGGGGGACUCAAGAAGAAUCAUCCGGUAGAACGCAUCGGCUGCUUUUGUAAGUUAGUCGUGGAUUGGUAGUUCGCGGCGUGGGGCCGACCCGACCCUAAUGAGACGUCUUUUGGUUAGGUUAGAACGUUUCACACGGGGGGGAUCAAGAGGACGCUCGAAGGUAUCAGCUGCGUCGGUUAGUCUGUGUUUUUUUUUUUUUUUUUUGGGUCCGAGCACUGAAUUCAGGCAAGUAACUCAAUCAGUUGUUGCACUACCCCACCCCAAGGCCCCGUGUUACUUUGUGAGUAGAUGAACAGCAGUCCGUUUCUCCUGUAUCUUCCCGGUCUUGAUCUUCUCGCUCAUAAAUCUGCGAGGAAAAAACUGACUGAACCUGAUGCCUUGACAGAGACCAAAUUAUUGUUUAAAAUUCUGCAUUUGUGCCUGCAGUGAUUCCCAGCUGGUGUGCCUUAAGAGAUCAGGUGCUAUGCAGAAAAUUAUCCAGUUUCAAAAAUUAUUUAUAAAAUAACAUUCUGUGUUCAUUUAUCUAUGGCAGGUGAAAUAAUUAAAUGCUCUUACAGUUGAUGGCAGCAGAUGCAUAAUAAACCAGUGUAUCCGCUUUUUGUCACAUUUGUUUGGCUUGUUAUGUGACGUUUGACAAUGGCUCGAUAAAGAUGGGGGAACACUCAGUCAAUUUGCAGUGUUACCUGACCUUUAUUGAGCUAAUGCACAUAUAUUACAUUGUAAAAAUCUCACAUCGUACCAAACAAAUUUGACCAAAAGGAAUGGGCUCUCUUUUAAAUUUUUCUGUUACUUGUGUAUACCACAAGAUGGUGGAAAAGCAGAACUUUCUUUUAUCAAACAGGGCUAUGGCCUCUUUAAUUUAGUUCCUUGGCACCAAGAUGGUACCAAAAUGAUAUAUUACUUAUCAACAAAUAUACAGCUUUCUAUUACUAGCUAAUUCAGUAGUGUGUUGCCAAAUAACAGACACGAGCUGACACUUCUCUCAGGGUUGAUUUAAAAUUCAGUAAAUAAUUUCCAUUAAUGCUCCAUACUGUUUGUAUUCUUUGCUGAACACCACUAAUGUCUUCUCUGAGCUUCCCAGUUGCCCCCCCCCUUAAAAGACAAGCUUUUUGUUGUACAUAGCCCAAUCAUUUUUGUUGUAAAUAAUACCUAGUUUUAUCUUCUUGUAUGUAAAUGGUUCUAGAAACGUUUUUGUUUUAAAUCACUGCGUUUUCCCAAUAGUUUUUUUUUCUUUUCGGUUUCUGACACUUGUUCUCUGCCAUCUUUUGUUGGAAAUUAAUUGCCCUGUGUCAACUCUCAUGCCACUCUUUAUCUUUAUCAAUAAAACAUUUUUCUAAAGAAA
Messenger RNA from Syngnathus typhle (broad-nosed pipefish), 2497 nucleotides. Its product is annotated as guanine nucleotide-binding protein subunit alpha-13-like. Gene Ontology annotation, biological process: Rho protein signal transduction; adenylate cyclase-activating G protein-coupled receptor signaling pathway. Gene Ontology annotation, cellular component: brush border membrane; heterotrimeric G-protein complex. The transcript has 5 exons. Lineage: Eukaryota; Metazoa; Chordata; Actinopteri; Syngnathiformes; Syngnathidae. Bases 1 to 1134 code for a protein of 377 amino acids. The record is from RefSeq and is a predicted model, not a curated record. Gene Ontology annotation, molecular function: D5 dopamine receptor binding; G-protein beta/gamma-subunit complex binding; guanyl nucleotide binding.